Malassezia vespertilionis is the source of this 3333-nucleotide messenger RNA. RefSeq names its product transcription elongation factor spt5 (gene SPT5). Gene Ontology annotation, cellular component: DSIF complex. Gene Ontology annotation, molecular function: mRNA binding. Bases 1 to 3333 code for a protein of 1110 amino acids. The record is from RefSeq and is a predicted model, not a curated record. The transcript has a single exon. NCBI's taxonomy places the organism in Eukaryota, Fungi, Basidiomycota, Malasseziomycetes, Malasseziales, Malasseziaceae. Gene Ontology annotation, biological process: regulation of transcription by RNA polymerase II; regulation of DNA-templated transcription elongation; transcription elongation by RNA polymerase II.
AUGGCUGCUGGUGACGCUAUGGACGCGGACGAGCGUGUCGACGGGUCCGAUGCACGCAUAGAUGCUGGUAUGUGUUGGAAUUACAUGCUUACUGUAGCGAAUGCAACGGAGCAUCCUGUUGAAGACAUGCACAUUAAAGAUGAGCGCAUAGAGGAGCGUUUGGAAGAACGUGCAGACGACGCUUUGGAAGUAAAACAGGAAACUGAGUACGAUGGCGCUAGAGAGGCGGCUGCAGAGGCCGAAAAUCCUGUAGCAGCGGAAGCUGAGGCUGAGGCUGAGGAGGCUGCAGAAGAGGAGCUUUUUGAUGAGGACGAAGACGAGGAAGAGCUCGGCAACGAUGAAGAAGACGAAGACGCGGAAGAAGAAGAGGGCCCGCGCCACCCCAAGAAGCAGCGGCGGAACCGCUUUUUGGAUGUGGAAGCCGAAGUUGAUAAUGACGAUGAGGAUGUCGAGGAAGAAGAGGCAGAAGAGCUCCUUCGCGAGGAGGGUUUCAUUGCCGACGACAUGAUCGACGAGUCGCGCGAGGCACAACUUCGCACUGCCUCGGACAACCAACGUCUUGAUCAUGUCCGCCGCAAAGAGGAGGAGAUGAGUGCAGAAGCGCUCGCAGAGGAACUCAAGCAGCGCCACGCGCGCAAUGCGCGUUUCUCGUCGCAGUCCGACUACGCUGAAGUGCCGCAGCGCCUGCUGAUGCCCAGUGUCGAGGAUCCUGGCCUUUGGCGCAUUCGUUGCAAGCGUGGUCGUGAGCGCCAUCUUGUUUCUACUGUGAUGCGCCGCGCACUAUCGCAGGAAGCGAUCGGAAAGCCGCUGUACAUUCUUUCCGCAUUCUGCCGCGACUCGCUCGAAGGGCAAAUUUUUGUCGAGGCGCGCCGUGCGGACGACGUCGUUGCUGCAUUCAACGGACUUGCUGGUGUGUACGUCACAAACCAAAAACCAUUCCUUGUCCCUAUUUUGGAGAUGGCUGACCUUCUGAAGCUGCAAAAGAAGCACACAGAAGUGCCCGUCGGUGGCUGGAUUCGUAUCAAGCGCGGCAAGUAUGCCGGGGAUCUCGGGCAAGUGCUCGAUGUGGCAGAGAAUGGCGAAGAAGUUGGCAUCAAGCUCGUCCCCCGACUCGAUCUGAACCCCAGCGAGCGCGACACGUACACGGACCGGUCCGGGCGUAAACGCAAGAAACCCAUGAAUGCCUCGUUGACGGCCAUGGGCUUUCGUCCUCCGCAGCGUCUCUUUAAUGCGGAGGAAGUGCAAAGAGCGUAUCCUCAUGAGACCCCUACAAAACGCGGCGGCACAUGGCUCUUUGGUGGGGAAACGUUCCGCGAUGGGUACCUUGAGAAAGAUUUUAAGGUCACCGCGCUGACCACGGAAGAAGUCAAUCCAUCGCUGGACGAAGUUCUUCGCUUUACCGGCGAGGCACCCAAAGGCGAUGGCGACCCUGCAAAUGGCGACGGAAUUGACUUGCAGCUGCUUGCCAAUGCAUCCAAGCGCGGGCUUGAAGAGACUCUUCAGCCUGGCGACCAUGUCGAAGUAUUCGAGGGCGAGCAGGCUGGCGUCACGGGCAGGGUCGAGACGAUUGAAGACGAAGUGGUUACCCUUGAACUGCCUCACGAAGCGCUCGACGGCCAGAAAAUCGAAGUUCCCGCCAAAAGCGUGCGUAAGCAGUUCCGUGCAGGUGACCACGUCAAAGUCCUCGCGGGUAAACAUGCCGACGAGACCGGCCUUGUCGUUAAAGUCGAAGAUGGAAUUACUACGUUCCUCUCAGAUCUAUCGCUUACGGAAGUGUCUGUGUUUAGCAAGGAUAUCCGCGAAGCAGCUGAGGUUGGCUCGGGUGUGAAUGUCAUUGGCGGCUAUGAGCUGCAUAACCUUGUCCAGCUCGAUGCGCAAACCGCCGGUGUGAUUUUCAACAUUGAGCGCGAAUCGUUCAAGGUACUCGACCAAAACGGCCACAUCGUCACAGUCAAGCCGCACCAAAUCAGCAUGCGCCGCGACACGGCACGGUCCGUUGCUUUGGAUCAUAACGGCCACGAGGUACACGUCGGUGACAUGAUCAAGGAAGUCGAGUGGCAGCUGUCCCAGUUCCGCCAAGGACAAGUCUUGCAUAUUUACCAAUCCAACCUGCUUUUUGUACACUCGCGCGAUUAUACCGAGAACGGCGGCUUGUUUAUCGUGCGCUCAAACCAGGUCGAGCCCCUCGCGCCGACGGCGGUCAAGUCCAGCACGCAAGACUUGUCCAGGAUGAACCCCGCGCUUGCAGAGCCAAGCACGGAAGGCGGCGCAAAUGCCAUCGCUGCCCGCCGCGGCGGAAGAGAUAUUUUUGCCGGGCGCCACGUCUCGAUUGUGCGAGGGCCGUACAAGACGUAUCGCGGGAUCAUCAAGGAUACAACGGGUGGUAUGGCACGCGUCGAACUGCAUACCAUGAGCAAAAUCCUCACUGUCCCUCUGGAUUCCAUGGUCGAAAAGAAUCCUGUCACGGGCGAGAGUCGUCGCUUGGUGGGGCCGCCGGGUCCUGGAAUGGGCGCUGGCAUGUCGAGACCCGCAACGAAUCCGUACUCGGGUAUGCCGGGUGGCAUGACGCCAGCGUACAUGGGAGGCGCCAAAACACCAGCAUACAAUCCUUACGGUGGCGCACAGACGCCAGGUUACGGUGGUAUGGGCGCCACGCCCAAUCCUUAUGCUGGCGGAAGGACGCCGGGCUACGCGGGAAUGGGCGCGACGCCGAAUCCGUACGGCGGAAGGACGCCGGCAUACGGUGGUAUGGGCGCAACGCCGAAUCCUUAUGCUGGAGGCCGCACGCCUGCACAUGCAAACAUGACGCCGAAUCCGUACGGAGGUAGGACGCCGGGCUACGCGGGAAUGGGCGCAACGCCGAAUCCGUACGGCGGUGCACAGACACCUGCUUACGGUGGUAUGGGCAUGACACCGAAUCCGUAUGGAGGCGCAACGCCUGCUGCAAAUCCAUGGGCCAGUGCGCCUGCUUCGGCGCCUGCAGCCGCUCCGCAGUCGCUCAUCGACGGUAUCAAGGUUCGAAUCGUGCGUAACUUCCGUGGUGGAUCAUAUCAGCGUGGCGCGUACGAUGGCGAAUUGGGCACACUCUUUUCCAAGAACCCAGUCUCGUGCAAAGUCACGCUCGAGACGGGGACGCAGCUGGCCGAUGUCCCGGUUGAAUGUGCAGAGCCUGUGCGGCCGACGGGCAACGCAGGCGAGCAGUGCAUUGUAACCGAUGGCGCUUACCGUGGAUCGCGCGUUACUAUGCAAUCCAUCGACGAUGGUAUUGCCGAGGUUUUGAAUAGCUCUGGGCAAACACAGGAACUUGCGGCCAGCAGUUUGGCCCUGGCAUAG